This is a messenger RNA of Cyprinus carpio (common carp), 1962 nucleotides long. RefSeq lists its product as uncharacterized. Gene Ontology annotation, biological process: regulation of transcription by RNA polymerase II. The record is from RefSeq and is a predicted model, not a curated record. Gene Ontology annotation, molecular function: RNA polymerase II-specific DNA-binding transcription factor binding. NCBI's taxonomy places the organism in Eukaryota, Metazoa, Chordata, Actinopteri, Cypriniformes, Cyprinidae. Gene Ontology annotation, cellular component: nucleus.
AUCCAUUCCAGAACGGAAGCCGCGCGUUCCUGCCCCGUGCAGUCAUCGCUUACUCAGGAUUCAGUAGAUGAGCGGGAUGGAUGAAUGAAGGUGUCUCGCGCCAUUGGAAUUUUGUGGGCGGCGAAAGAGUGGAAGAGAAAGUAAGGAACAUGAUGUAACUUUUUUAUGGACCUCGCCAGACUCUGGAACCGUGUAGCCUAUAUAUAAGGGAGGUGAUGGAGAGAUGAUGCACAGAUCAUCAGGGAGCUGAGCAGGCAACACCAAUCGCUUUGGGAAAUUGGGACUCUAAUUAACCACAGAGACAACUACAUAUCACCACUGACAGCCUUACAGCAAAACGCGCAACCGACGAGAAGACACAAACUUCCAGAUCACAGACAUCAUGGGACUGCUGCUUGUUGAAGAGCUGGUCACUGGGAAGAGAGGCGAGGGAAAGGUGUCAGGAGGUGCCUGUGCAGAGGUGUUUGGUGCAGGAGAAUAUGAAACCAGCAUCAUCCAGGAAAAACAGGAUGGACUUCAAACACAACAGGACCUGAAUGACACCACCCAGAAUGACAUCAGACCAUGUGAAGAGAACCUCAAACUCAAUGUUGACCGAUCAGGACAGCUAAAACUAGAAACUGUAGAAGACCUCUUCAAUAUUUUGCAGCUGAGGAAGAGGAGAAAGGAAAGGAAGAGUCAAAUGCCAAAGAAACAGCCAGAGCCUGAAAUCCUGCCUGAAACUGUGGACCAGGCUUUGUUCCUAAAGGCUGUCACAGAGAAUAAAAUGCCUGUUGUUGAGAAAUAUUUAGCAGAUGGUGGAGACCCCAAUGCCUGUGAUCAUUUUAAGCGCUCAGCUCUGCAUAAAGCCAGUGCUCAAGGUCACAUAGAGAUAAUGCAGAAGCUCCUGGAGAGUGGAGCAUCCAUGGAUCAAAAAGACAAGCUGGAUGCCACAGCUGUGCACUGGGCCUGUAGAGGUGGAAGCCUGCCUGCCCUGGAGCUGCUUCUCAAUAAAGGAGCCAAAUUCAACUCCAGAGACAAGCUAUGCAGCACACCCCUCCAUGUUGCAGUUCGGACGGGACAUUACGAAUGUGCUGAGCAUCUCAUUCACUGUGGAGCUGAUGUUAAUGCGAAAGACAGGGAGGGAGACACACCAAUGCACGACGCAGUGAGGAUAAACAGAUUUAAAAUGAUAAAACUGCUGAUGAUGUAUGGAGCCAGUCUAAAUGCCAAAAACAAUGAUGGAAAGACACCAAUGGAGACUCUGCUUUCAUGGCAAAAAGGUGUGAAAAACAUCCUGAAUAACUUAAAUGAAGAGGAAGCACCAAAUCCAAAUGAACAUUUUUUUAACAUUCAUCUUAAUGCUGAAGUGUUAUAAAAUGCUUUUUCUUUUUCAUUCAUUCAUUCUUUCUUUCUUUCUUUCUUUCUUUCUUUCUUUCUUUCUUUCUUUCUGUCUUUCUCUCAUAUUAAAUGUUAAAUUGAACAGUUCUUGCAAUUUACAUAAUGAUGAUGCUAAUUGCUGGCGAUAGAGCGUCUGAAAUAUUGAUGAGGUUUUUUUGUAAAUAUUGUUUUCUCACUUGUCUCAAUGGAUUUUGAGAGCAAAGAAUCUUCGGUGAGUGGCACAAGGCAGUAACAUGUGUGAGUUGUUGUAUGUUUGUUUGCUUGUUCAGGGUAAUUAUUUAAUAUUAUUUUAAUUUCAUAACUUGUGACUGCAUUUUAAAAAUGUCCAUGGCAGUUUGAGCUACUGAAAAAAAUGUCGAAAGACUAGAGGCAGAACUACAAAUGUUCAGAAAUGGAACAGAAUGUGAAUGCUGGUCUGAGAAUGUUUAUUAUGAUGGAUAUUGUUGUAAUUAAAAAUGUAAUUAUGGACUGGAUUUGUGAAAGACAUUGGCACUGGGUCCAUGGACAUCCCUUAUGAAAUGUGCAUUGGUAUAUGUGUUUUGUAAAUCUUUCUUUUAAACCAUUAAAUAUAAUUGUGAAUCA